GAGACUUUUCCCGGGAGACCCUCCCAGGAGGAGGAUGGGCGGCAGAGGCAGCAAAUUAAACUGCUACAAAUCCCCCAACAAGAGACACCAAGAGGAAGGGCAGCUACCAAGGCCUGAGCCCAUAGAGCUUGGCCCCCUUCAAGAAAGCAAAGACCCAAAUACCCAUCUCUUUCAUGAUGAACAGCAGCAACUAGAUAUGGUCCACAUUCUCCAGAAGCAUCAAGAAGAGUCAGAGAAGCUGAGACCAGAGCAUCAGUUCAGGGAAGUGGAAAUCCAGGUGGUGGAUGAACAGGAAUUAGAACUUCGUGAAAAACUUGCUGAGCAACUCCAAGUGCUGCAAAGGGAGCAUGAAGAGACCUUGCAAGCACUUCAAGUCUCACAUGAAAAGGAGAAGAUGACCCUCAUGGAGGCCUUCCAGGCAGCCAAGGCAGCCUUACAGGAGACCAUAGAAGGACUAACUUCUCAGAUGGAGGUCUUCCAGACCAAGAUAAAGAGAGUAGAAGAAUCUAUCCUGAGCAGAGAUUACAAGAAGCAUAUCCAGGACUAUGGGAGCCCUAGCCAAUUUUGGGAGCAGGAGUUGGAAAGUCUGCACUUUGUCAUUGAAAUGAAGAAUGAACGUAUCCAUGAAUUGGACAGAAGGCUGAUCCAAAUGGAAAUAGAGAAAGAGAAAAACUUGUCAUUAGAAGAGAAAAUUACAAUGCUGCAGCAAGAAAACGAGGACCUUCGGGUUCAGGGACAGAACCAUCAAAGGGUAUCAAGGCAACUCUCAGAGGAUCUUUUUCUUGUUCGUGAGGCCCUGGAGAAGGAGUCACAGCUCCGUCAACAGAUCCAACAGGAGAAAGAAGAGCUAUUAUAUCGGCUUGUCACCAGCGAUUCCCCAGCAGCCUUUCAACUGACCUCUUCUAAAGUGUCCUACCUUGCUACGUAG
Gracilinanus agilis (Agile Gracile Mouse Opossum) is the source of this 928-nucleotide messenger RNA. It is a transcript of the gene CCDC69, whose product is annotated as coiled-coil domain containing 69. The record is from RefSeq and is a predicted model, not a curated record. The transcript is spliced from 9 exons. Lineage: Eukaryota; Metazoa; Chordata; Mammalia; Didelphimorphia; Didelphidae. Gene Ontology annotation, cellular component: nucleus; cytoplasm. Gene Ontology annotation, molecular function: microtubule binding. The coding region runs from base 35 to 928 and encodes 297 amino acids.